AUGCCACCAUCUACCGCAACGACUUCAUGGACGCUGAAAUGCACAGAUCUACCGCAGUUCGACGCUUUGGAAGCCGAGGCUGACCUGUUCCGCACUGACGAUAAGCUCCAUUUGCGAAAUCUUUGCAACAAUUCCGCGCGCUGUGCGGGUCUGACGGUUGUAUACACCACGCCUGGGCAUAGAAAAAUUGUGUACGACUACAGUCGGCAAAGAGUUACCGGAGAAACUAUCGCUUUGCUGUUUCAUUUGGCCGAUGCCGUUGGUCUUGCGGAACGCCGCGAAGCCAUGCGCACGGGACAGCGCAUCAAUUUGACGGAAGAUCGACCCGUUCUACACCACGUCUUACGUAUGCCCGCGGACUUUCACUUUGUGAGACACGAUCCUAUGGCUGGUAAAGAAGGCGGUGCACAGGCUACGGAUGGCGCGACGACCUUGCGGAACGUGCACGAGGUACGCGAGCGAGUACGGGAUUUUGCCGAACGGGUUCGGUCGGGAGCGUAUAAAUCUGUCAAACACAAGCAUUUUCGCAAUACAAUCGUAAUUGGAACGGGCGGUUUUAAAAUCGGGCCUCAAUUCGUUGCGGAUGCGCUUCAGGCUGACCCGGCCGCGAUGCAUGGAUCGGCAGGACGCAGGUUACUUUUUUUGUCGAAUAUGGAUCCGGUUGACUUUAGUACUGUCGUUGGCGAUCUCGACCCUGCCGAGACGCUUGUUGUGGUAGUCAGCAAAACUUUCACAGCACCCGAAACCAUAUUGAAUGCUCGUACGGCAAAGACUUGGUUGGUACAAAACAUGGCCGUUGGUGGCAUCACCGAAAAUGAAAUCGUCGGCAAACACAUGAUUGGAAUCACAUCUAACCCGACAUUGUGUCAGAAGUUCGGGAUUCGCAGAGAAAAUAUUUACAUGCUCUGGGAUUGGGUCAACCCGCGGUUCUCUGUAUGUAGCGCAGCUGGUCUUCUUCCGCUAUCGAUUCAUUUCUCGUCUGAGGUUUUGUCGGAAGUUCUGAAUGGGGCUCACGAUAUGGACAAGCAUUUUUUUCACGCCCCCCUCGGCGACAAUAUCCCGGUCAUUAUGGGACUCUUGGGAGUGUGGAACUCCACCUUUUUGGGAUACCAUUGUCGCGCUGUUUUGCCUUACAGUCACGCCAUGAGAAGCUUUCCUAAUUUUGUCCAGCACGUUGAUAUGGAAAGCAACGGAAAACGCGUUGCGCUCGAUGGUAGCAGCCUAUUGCAUCGCAGCGCUGAAAUAACUCUAGGGGAACCUGGAACCAAUGUACAAAAUGUCUUAAUGCAGCUAAUGCAUCAAGGGCGCCCUUUCCCAGCCGAUUUUAUUGGAUUUAUGGAAGCGCAGCAGCACAUUCAUUUGGAGAACGAAGCCCUGUCGAAUCACGACGAGCUUAUGUCAAACUUUUUUGCACAGCCCGACGCACUCGCCUACGGGAAAACCUUAGUCGAUCUCAUCCAAGAGGGCAUCCCUGAACCGCUUCGGGAACAUAUGGUUUUUAACGGUAAUCGACCAAGCAGCAGUAUUCUGAUGACACGAUUAGAUGCCUUUGCCGUUGGGCAGCUGAUUGCCAUGUAUGAACAUCGGACUGCGGUCCAAGGCUUCAUAUGGGGUAUCAAUAGCUGGGAUCAGUUCGGUGUCGAGUUGGGCAAAGUUCUAGCUACGCACAUACGCUCACAACUAAGCGCAUCUCGAAAGACAGGAGCUUCGGUUCAAGGAUUCAACUCGUCAACGAGUUCACUUCUAGAGCAUUUUCUAGCGCAUGGAAAGCACCCCGAGCCGACCUCUACAGAAAAGACUUUGUAA
This is a messenger RNA of Phaeodactylum tricornutum CCAP 1055/1, 1806 nucleotides long. Its product is annotated as isomerase glucose-6-phosphate isomerase. The transcript has a single exon. Gene Ontology annotation, molecular function: glucose-6-phosphate isomerase activity; monosaccharide binding; carbohydrate derivative binding. The record is from RefSeq and is a predicted model, not a curated record. Gene Ontology annotation, cellular component: cytosol. Gene Ontology annotation, biological process: glycolytic process; gluconeogenesis; glucose 6-phosphate metabolic process. Lineage: Eukaryota; Bacillariophyta; Bacillariophyceae; Surirellales; Neidiaceae. The coding region runs from base 1 to 1806 and encodes 601 amino acids.